Lipotes vexillifer (Yangtze River dolphin) is the source of this 3539-nucleotide messenger RNA. It is a transcript of the gene JAK1, whose product is annotated as Janus kinase 1. The record is from RefSeq and is a predicted model, not a curated record. Gene Ontology annotation, cellular component: membrane; cytosol; cytoskeleton. Bases 78 to 3539 code for a protein of 1153 amino acids. The transcript has 24 exons. Gene Ontology annotation, biological process: growth hormone receptor signaling pathway via JAK-STAT; cell surface receptor signaling pathway via JAK-STAT; intracellular signal transduction. NCBI's taxonomy places the organism in Eukaryota, Metazoa, Chordata, Mammalia, Artiodactyla, Lipotidae. Gene Ontology annotation, molecular function: growth hormone receptor binding; ATP binding; non-membrane spanning protein tyrosine kinase activity.
CUCAGCUCUGAAUGGGUUUUGGCAAGUAGAGAAGAAAAUCCAGUCUGCUUUUUGGGGGGCAUUGGACAGCUGGAUAAAUGCAGUAUUUAAAUAUAAAAGAGGACUGCAAUGCCAUGGCUUUCUGUGCUAAAAUGAGGAGCUCCAAGAAGACCGACGUGAAUCUGGAGGCCCCUGAGCCAGGGGUGGAAGUGCUCUUCUAUCUGUCGGAUAGGGAGCCCCUCCGGUUGGGCGGCGGAGAGUACACAGCGGAGGAGCUGUGCAUCAGGGCGGCGCAGGAAAGCUGUAUAUCUCCUCUGUGUCACAACCUCUUUGCCCUGUAUGAUGAGAACACCAAGCUCUGGUAUGCUCCGAAUCGCACCAUCACCGUCGACGACAAGAUGUCACUCCGGCUCCACUACCGGAUGAGGUUCUAUUUCACCAACUGGCAUGGGACCAAUGAUAACGAGCAGUCAGUAUGGCGACAUUCUCCAAAGAAGCAGAAGAAUAGCUAUGAGAAAAAAAAAGUUCCAGAUGCAACACCUCUCCUUGAUGCCAGCUCAUUGGAGUAUCUGUUUGCUCAGGGACAGUAUGAUUUGGUCAAAUGCCUGGCUCCCAUUCGAGACCCCAAGACGGAGCAGGAUGGGCAUGAUAUUGAGAACGAGUGUCUGGGAAUGGCCGUCCUGGCCAUCUCCCACUAUGCCAUGAUGAAGAAGAUGCAGUUGCCAGAACUUCCCAAGGACAUCAGCUACAAGCGAUAUAUUCCAGAAACAUUGAAUAAGUCCAUCAGACAGAGGAACCUUCUCACCAGGAUGCGGAUAAAUAAUGUUUUCAAGGAUUUCCUAAAGGAGUUUAACAACAAGACCAUUUGUGACAGCAGUGUGUCCACACACGACCUGAAGGUGAAAUACCUGGCUACCUUGGAAACUUUGACAAAGCAUUAUGGUGCUGAAAUAUUUGAGACUUCCACGCUACUGAUUUCAUCAGAAAAUGAGAUGAAUCGGUUCCAUCCGAAUGAUAAUGGAAACAUUCUCUGCUAUGAAGUGAUGGUGACUGGAAAUCUUGGAAUCCAGUGGAGGCAGAAACCAAAUGUUGUUCCUGUUGAAAAGGAAAAAAAUAAACUGAAACGGAAAAAACUGGAAAAUAAACACAAGAAGGAUGAGGAGAAAAAUAAAAUCCGGGAAGAGUGGAACAAUUUUUCUUACUUCCCUGAGAUCACUCACAUUGUAAUCAAGGAGUCUGUGGUCAGCAUUAAUAAGCAGGACAACAAAAAAAUGGAACUGAAGCUCUCUUCCCAUGAGGAGGCCUUGUCCUUUGUGUCCCUCGUGGACGGCUACUUCCGGCUCACAGCAGAUGCCCAUCAUUACCUCUGCACAGACGUGGCUCCCCCGUUGAUCGUCCACAACAUACAGAAUGGCUGUCACGGUCCAAUCUGCACAGAAUAUGCCAUCAAUAAGUUGCGGCAAGAAGGAAGUGAGGAGGGAAUGUACGUGCUGCGGUGGAGCUGCACCGACUUCGACAACAUCCUCAUGACCGUCACUUGCUUUGAAAAGUCUGAGUUGCUGGGUGUCCAGAAGCAGUUCAAGAACUUUCAGAUUGAGGUGCAGAAGGGCCGCUACAGCCUGCAUGGCUCAGACCGAAGCUUCCCCAGCCUUGGAGACCUUAUGAGCCACUUGAAGAAGCAGAUCCUGCGCACGGACAACAUCAGCUUUGUGCUGAAGCGCUGCUGCCAGCCCAAGCCCCGAGAAAUCUCCAAUCUGCUGGUGGCCACCAAGAAAGCCCAGGAGUGGCAGCCUGUCUACCCCAUGAGCCAGCUGAGUUUUGAUCGGAUCCUCAAGAAAGAUAUUAUGCAGGGCGAGCACCUUGGGAGAGGCACGCGGACACACAUCUACUCUGGGACCCUCAUGGAUUACAAGGAUGACGAAGGAACUUCCGAAGAGAAGAGAAUAAAAGUGAUCCUCAAAGUCUUAGACCCCAGCCACAGGGACAUUUCUCUGGCCUUCUUUGAGGCAGCCAGCAUGAUGAGACAGGUCUCCCAUAAACACAUCGUGUACCUCUAUGGCGUUUGUGUCCGAGACGUGGAGAAUAUCAUGGUGGAAGAGUUUGUGGAGGGAGGGCCCCUGGAUCUCUUCAUGCACCGGAAAAGUGAUGUCCUCACCACACCCUGGAAGUUCAAAGUUGCCAAACAGCUGGCCAGCGCCCUGAGUUACUUGGAGGAUAAAGAUCUGGUCCAUGGAAAUGUGUGCACUAAAAACCUCCUCCUGGCCCGCGAGGGCACUGACAGCGAGUGCGGCCCCUUCAUCAAGCUCAGUGACCCCGGCAUCCCCGUCACUGUGCUGUCCAGGCAAGAGUGCAUAGAACGAAUCCCAUGGAUCGCUCCUGAAUGUGUUGAAGACUCCAAGAACCUGAGUGUGGCCGCUGACAAGUGGAGCUUUGGAACCACGCUCUGGGAGAUCUGCUACAAUGGCGAGAUCCCCUUGAAAGACAAGACACUGAUUGAGAAAGAGAGGUUCUAUGAAAGCCGGUGCAGGCCAGUGACCCCGUCUUGUAAGGAGUUAGCUGACCUUAUGACCCGCUGCAUGAACUACGACCCCAACCAGAGACCCUUCUUCCGAGCCAUCAUGAGAGACAUCAAUAAGCUGGAGGAGCAGAAUCCAGACAUCGUAUCAGAAAAAAAGCCAGCAACUGAAGUGGAUCCCACACAUUUUGAAAAGCGGUUCUUAAAGAGGAUCCGUGACUUGGGAGAGGGCCACUUUGGGAAGGUCGAGCUCUGCAGGUAUGACCCUGAGGGGGACAAUACAGGGGAGCAGGUGGCCGUCAAAUCCCUGAAGCCUGAGAGCGGAGGGAAUCACAUAGCUGAUCUGAAGAAGGAAAUUGAAAUCUUAAGAAACCUUUAUCAUGAGAACAUUGUGAAGUAUAAAGGCAUCUGCACAGAAGAUGGAGGAAACGGUAUUAAGCUCAUCAUGGAAUUUCUGCCUUCAGGAAGUCUUAAGGAGUAUCUUCCAAAGAAUAAGAACAAAAUUAACCUCAAACAGCAGUUAAAAUACGCCGUUCAGAUUUGUAAGGGGAUGGACUAUUUGGGUUCUCGGCAAUACGUUCACCGUGACUUAGCAGCAAGAAAUGUCCUUGUUGAGAGUGAACACCAAGUGAAAAUUGGGGACUUUGGUCUAACCAAAGCCAUUGAAACUGAUAAGGAGUACUACACAGUCAAGGACGAUCGGGACAGCCCUGUGUUUUGGUAUGCUCCAGAAUGUUUAAUUCAGUGUAAGUUUUAUAUCGCCUCUGAUGUCUGGUCUUUUGGAGUAACUCUGCAUGAGCUGCUUACUUACUGUGAUUCAGAUUCCAGUCCCAUGGCGUUGUUCCUGAAAAUGAUAGGCCCAACUCAUGGCCAGAUGACAGUAACAAGACUUGUGAAUACAUUAAAAGAAGGGAAACGUUUGCCUUGUCCACCUAACUGUCCAGAAGAGGUUUAUCAACUUAUGAGAAAAUGCUGGGAAUUCCAACCAUCCAUUCGGACAACCUUUCAGAACCUUAUUGAGGGAUUUGAAGCGCUUCUAAAAUAA